AUGCAUCGGACGCUCGCACAAGCAUUACUGGCCAUUGGCUUGGUCCAGGCCCAAUCGUACCCAAACAACACGAACCCUACCAACAGUUCGAGUCCUCUGAACAAUGCGGACAGCCCGCCGUUCUACCCCAGUCCGUGGAUCGAGGGAACUGGUGACUGGGCUGAAGCGUAUGCUAAGGCCCAAGCCUUUGUUCGCCAACUGACUCUUCUCGAGAAGGUCAAUCUCACAACAGGCACUGGCUGGCAGAGUGAUAAUUGUGUCGGAAACGUGGGCGAGAUUCCCCGUCUCGGCUUCAAGGCUUUGUGUAUGCAGGACAGCCCUCUCGGUGUUCGUUUCGCCGACUACGUCUCUGCGUUCCCUGCUGGUGGCACUGUUGCUGCAUCAUGGGACCGUGGUGAGUUCUACCGCCGAGGAUACCAAAUGGGCUCAGAGCACCGCGGCAAGGGUGUUGAUGUUCAGCUUGGACCCGUCGUUGGCCCCAUUGGCCGCAAUCCUAAAGGCGGUCGCAACUGGGAGGGAUUCUCACCUGACCCAUACCUCUCAGGCCACGCUGUUGCCGAGACCGUUCGCGGUAUCCAGGACGCUGGUGUUAUCGCUUGCACCAAGCACUUCAUCCUGAAUGAGCAGGAGCACUUCCGCUCGCCUGGCCAGUUCCAGGACUUUGGCUUUGUUGAUGCUAUCAGCACCAAUGUUGAUGACAAGACUCUGCACGAGUUGUACCUCUGGCCUUUCGCCGAUGCUGUACGCGCUGGCACGGGCUCAAUCAUGUGCUCUUACAACAAAGCGAACAACUCUCAGGUCUGCCAGAACUCGUACCUCCAGAACUACAUUCUGAAGGGCGAGCUCGGCUUCCAGGGUUUCAUUAUGUCAGAUUGGGAUGCUCAGCACGGCGGUGUCUCCUCCACUCAGGCCGGUCUCGACAUGACCAUGCCUGGAGACACUGACUUUAAUUCAGGCUUCUCCUUCUGGGGAACUAACCUCACCAUCUCCGUUCUCAACGGCACCGUUCCCCAGUGGCGCCUCGACGAUGCCGCAACACGUAUCAUGGCUGCCUACUACUACGUUGGUCGCGACCAGGACACCACUGAGACCAACUUCAACAGCUGGACUCGUGAGACCUACAACUACCGCAACUUCUAUGGCAAGGCUGACUACGAGCUUGUCAACCAGCACAUCAAUGUUCGUGAUGAGCACUUCCGUGCUAUUCGUUCCUCGGCCGCCAAGUCCACGGUCCUGUUGAAGAACAAUGGCGCUCUCCCUCUCUCUGGAAACGAGAAGUGGACCGCAGUCUUCGGCAAGGAUGCUGGUGAAAAUCUGUACGGACCCAACGGCUGCAGUGACCGUGGUUGCGACAACGGCACUCUCGCCAUGGGCUGGGGCUCAGGAACCGCUGACUUCCCCUACCUCAUUACUCCGCUCGAGGCCAUCAAGCGCGAAGUCACUGAUGCUGGUGGUCUUCUAUCAUCCGUCAUCGACAACUAUGCCUACUCUCAGAUCCAGAUCUUGGCCGCACAGGCUAGCGUCGCUAUUGUUUUUGUCAACGCCGACUCCGGUGAAGGCUAUAUCACCGUCGACACCAACUUCGGUGACCGCAACAACCUCACCAUCUGGCACGACGGCGAUACUCUGAUUCAGAACGUUUCCUCGCUCUGCAAUAACACCAUCGUUGUCAUCCACUCCGUUGGCCCCGUCCUCGUCAACUCCUUCUACGACUCCGAGAACGUCACCGCCGUCCUCUGGGCUGGUCUUCCCGGCCAAGAAUCCGGCAAUUCCAUCGCCGACAUCCUCUACGGCCGCGUCAACCCCGGCGGCAAGCUCCCCUUCACCUUCGGUACCGCAGCCGAAGAGUACGGUCCCGACCUGAUCUACACACCCAUCGCGGGCAACGACUCUCCACAGGACAACUUUGAAGAGGGCGUGUUCAUCGACUACCGCGCGUUCGACCAGAAAAACAUCACACCUGUGUACGAAUUCGGGUUCGGACUCUCCUACACCACAUUCUCGUACUCCAACAUCAACGUCGAGAAGAAGAGCGCCGGUCAAUACACGCCCACAACGGGCCAGACCACCGCUGCGCCCACCCUAGGCAACUUCAGCACGGACCUGCAGGACUACCAGUGGCCCGCUAACCUGACGCGCGAGGGCACCUUCAUCUACCCGUACCUGAACAGCACGGAUCUCGCCAAAGCGUCUUUCGACCCGGAGUACGGUCUGGAGUACACCUGGCCCGCCGGCUCCAGCGACGGAUCACCCCAGAAGCGCAUCCCUGCCGGCGGCGCGCCAGGAGGCAACCCGCAGCUGUGGGACGUUUUAUUCACCGUCACGGCCUCGAUCGCCAACAAUGGCACGCUCCCCGGCGACGAGGUCGCGCAGCUGUACCUUUCCCUCGGCGGUCCGGACGACCCGCCCGUUGUCCUGCGUGGAUUCGACAGGUUGAGCAUCCAGCCGGGGCAGACUGUGACGUUCUCGGCUGAUGUCCUGCGCCGCGAUGUGAGCAACUGGGAGACCGAGACCCAGAACUGGGUCAUCUCCGAGUACCCCAAGAAGAUCUACGUUGGUGCUUCGUCGAGGAAGCUCUACCUCGAGGCCGACCUUGAUCUGUCGGAGUACCGGUCCUGA
Didymella exigua CBS 183.55 is the source of this 2619-nucleotide messenger RNA. RefSeq names its product glycoside hydrolase family 3 protein. The coding region runs from base 1 to 2619 and encodes 872 amino acids. Gene Ontology annotation, molecular function: beta-glucosidase activity. Gene Ontology annotation, biological process: glucan catabolic process. Lineage: Eukaryota; Fungi; Ascomycota; Dothideomycetes; Pleosporales; Didymellaceae. The transcript has 4 exons. The record is from RefSeq and is a predicted model, not a curated record.